Molecule: messenger RNA, 652 nt
Organism: Trifolium pratense (red clover)
Lineage: Eukaryota; Viridiplantae; Streptophyta; Magnoliopsida; Fabales; Fabaceae
Exons: 1
Coding region: 171-413 (80 amino acids)
Source: RefSeq, a predicted model, not a curated record
CUAGAUCCACAUUAAAAUCUUCAACCACAAUUUCCAUAGAUAUUUUAUCUUGCAAGAAAUCACCACCACCACCACCCUCAUAUUAUAAAUAACAGAACAACCCUAUUGAAGUCUUACAAAAAAAAGAAGCUAUCAUCAUUCAUUGGUUAAAAACAAUUAACAAAGAAACAAUGGCAUCAACUGGACCUAAUGAUUUUUUAGCCAGUGCAAAGGGGGCAGCAGCAUCAGCACAGACAACUUUGGGGCAACAAGGUGAAAAAGUAGGAGCUGCUGCAGCUGGUGUUCAGAAGACUGUUGGAGAGUAUGUUACCAAGGCUACUGAUUAUGUUCAGGGCAAACCAGAGGAGCCUCCUAAAUCCGAAGAAGGUGUCAUUGGUGGUGCUAAAAAGACUGUUGGAGGCUUAUUCAAAUGAAAUAAAUACUCUCACUCAUUUAGCAUCUUGUGAUUAAUUAAUUCAUUAAUAAGGACAUUAAACUUGCCAUAUCCCUUUAAGUAUUCAUUGUUGUGUUGUGUAUCUUAUCCUAUAGUAUAAUAAUUUCCUAUAGGAUAGGAUAUAUAUGCAAUCUGUUAGCACUGUGUUGUAAUGGAUCGACUAUGUUUGUUUCUGUUUUGCUUAAUUCUGUUUCAUAUAUUAUUAUUCAAUUUUGUUUC